GGUGAUGGGCAGUACUCUCAUAGUGUUUAGAUUUUUAUAUAAAUAUUGGGCUCAGCCGACAGAAUUGUAUCAUUGCUCUGACUAACUUUAUUUCGACUAAAUCGGUUCAGCGAAAAAUCGCGAGUUUUCAACAUAAUGGCAUUUAAGAUGGUUGUAUUGUUCGCCUCGCUGGCCUACGCUAGCGCUGGAUUCAUUGAAGCCGAUCCCCAUCAUUCCUACUCAUCUGCUCCUGCCGUGAGCUACAGCUCGAUCACUCACCAUGCUCCGAGCGUUGCCGUGGCCAAAACUCUGGCCUAUGCUGAACCCGCGGUGCAAUAUGCCGCUCCAAUUACCAAGUCGUACGCUGUUCAAGAGCCAUCCCUCCUGAAGACCAUUGUGGCUCAACCAACUUACACCAAGACCCUAGUUCAGCAGCCGACUUAUGCCAAGACCCUGGUAUCAGAGCCCGUCUAUGCUCACUCUGCUCCAGUUUAUGCUGCCAAAACCGUGGCAUACCAAGCCCCAAUCGCAUACAGCUCUCCGAUCGUCAAGAAGCUAGAAUACGCUCCAGUUGCCAAGACCUACGUGUCCCACCCAGCUUACACCAAGGCUAUUGUCGCUGAACCAUCAUACGCUAAAACUUAUGUUUCGGAACCAGCAUACGCUAAGGCUUAUGUGUCGGAACCAGCAUACACUAAGGCUUAUAUUUCGGAACCCACAUAUGCCAAGACUCUUGUUCAACAGCCCAUCUACUCAAAGACCCUGGUUCAACAGCCAGCCAUCUAUGCUCAGUCUGCUCCAGUUCUUGCCACCAAAUCGUUGAGCUACUCGCCAGCUGCUCAGGUUGCCCACGUUAGCUACGAGGAUAACAGUGCUCACUACGCCUGGUGAGCAGUUGUGUUUGCUUAGAAGAAUGACCUCACGCAAGUAUGAACAAGUGAUCGAUGUUGUGAAUAUUACCAGUGCCUAAUAUGUUGAACGAUUUUGUUGAAUAUAUUUAUUGAUUGAUAAACUGUAACAA
Messenger RNA from Malaya genurostris, 1000 nucleotides. Its product is annotated as larval/pupal cuticle protein H1C-like. The record is from RefSeq and is a predicted model, not a curated record. The transcript has 2 exons. Lineage: Eukaryota; Metazoa; Arthropoda; Insecta; Diptera; Culicidae. Bases 136 to 870 code for a protein of 244 amino acids.